This is a messenger RNA of Sycon ciliatum, 4886 nucleotides long. RefSeq names its product cilia- and flagella-associated protein 251-like. Gene Ontology annotation, molecular function: protein binding. Bases 55 to 3918 code for a protein of 1287 amino acids. The transcript is spliced from 29 exons. Gene Ontology annotation, cellular component: motile cilium. Lineage: Eukaryota; Metazoa; Porifera; Calcarea; Leucosolenida; Sycettidae. The record is from RefSeq and is a predicted model, not a curated record.
AAACGCUAAUGCCGUAAUGGUCGAAAUGUCGAAGGAGUUGGAGAAGUAAGAGCUAUGGCCGACCAAGAAAGGUCCUCAGCUGCAUCACUAGGCGAUGGAGACAUAGUGGUUGAUGAAGAAGCCGCCGCCGCAAUGGAUGAGCCUGCAGAGAAAGACCCAGGCCAGCCCAGUCAAGAUGGAGAUGAGCCGGUAAAAUGUGAAAAUGAAUCAGCUGGAAAUCAGGAGCUGGAAGAAGAGGAGAGAGAACCUGCAAUUGACACCGCACCUGAUGAUGAGGAGCAUGCUGAUGACGAUGCGUCUGAAGCGCCUGAUGCGUGCACAAAGGAGACGGUCAAUCCAGAUGACCCUAACAAGGACGCCGGUGACCGUGUGAGCGAGGACGACGAAACAGAAGCUAAGGAAGAUGAGCAUGUUGAUACGAGUUCAACAGAGGAACCUGGACGACACGAUGAUCAGGGUGAUGAGUACGAUGGACCGCACGACCAACACACCGGUGAAGGUGGUAAAUUGUCCUGCAAUUCUUCACCUGAUGGGUCUACAGAAUCUCCUGAACCAGGGUUGGCACAGGCGUUUGAUGAGGACACGGUACCCGCCUUGGCUCUGGAUAGAUAUGACGAAUCCCUUUCGCCCAGUGAUGCUGCAAACCCGCCAUCUUCCAAUACUGCAGCUGAGCAUGUAGCUAUGGGAGCAGGUGGCAGUUUGGCGUCAUCGCUUCAAGACGAUUCUGAUGAGCACCACAGUGAUGCGUCGGACGAUAGUGCAUCUGGUGUUGGAGCUACGCGUGCACCCAUGCAUAGUCGUACUGCUGCUGAUAGUGCAUCAUCAAUGUACACUGAUGGUGGUGGUGAUGAGCAUCGUGCGGGCAGCAGUGCAACACAUCACCUAGACACCGGCGCCGAGCAAGAACCAAUCUACACAAGACCACUGGAGGAGAGCUGGGUCCAGGGCUAUAACAUUGAUAUACCGAUUCAAUGUCUGACAUCAUCCUCUGGAAAGAUGGAGUUGGUGUAUGCUGCAGGCCACAUUGUGGUCAUUCAUGACUAUGAAGAGAAGAAGCAACGGUUGCUGUUUGCUCAUCGUAACAACAUCACAAGUGUAGCAGUUAGCCCCUGUGAACGCUGGAUUGCUACAGCUGAUUGUGGAGAUCGGGAACCGGCUGUGCACAUAUGGGACCAAGAACAUGCGGCGCCCAUCCAGAGCAUAUUUUUCCAGCCAGGAACAGGAGCUAAGGUCAUGGCAUGGUCUGAUAACUCGGCAUAUCUAGCCAUGAUCCGCAAGACCGACGAGAACAAAAUUCUACAGGUUUAUGAUUGGAGUGAUACGGACAAGACAAUGCCUGAAGUGCACAUGAACUUGAACACAAUUCUAGAAGAUCCUGUGUCUGUGGUGUUCUACCCGGGAGUGAUGACUGAUUUCAUCGUGUGGUCUGCAGAAGCUAUUCUACUAUGCUCUAUGGACAAAGAUACCAAGAAGGUCAGAACACGACUUCCAAGGAUUAAUGUCAAGAGGUUCAAUCGUGCACUGGGCAAGAUGACAGGUUGCAAGUUUAGCAAUGACGGACAGCAGCUGGUGUGUAGCACUACAGAGGGAAACCUUCUCGUCUUGGAUGUCAAGCAGGUACACCCUCCUGAGCCACACUUGAAGGAAUCCUUCAUCGACCCCACUGAGCAAACUGAUCCCAACGCAUCUCCUGUGCUGAGGUUGGAAGUUGAGAAGUUAGUUCAUGUAUGUGACAUACCUCUCAACUUUGUGACCUGUGUUGGACAGUUUUUUGUCACUGGUGAUGAGGAAGGCGCUAUCCGUUUCUAUGGCAAUGAUUUAAAGCUGAGAUACUGGUACGACCAGCUACAGAAGGGACCCAUUGUUUCAAUGGUCUUCUCAUCACAAGACAUCCUUGCCCAUGGACAAGCCUUUCCAGCUGAUGCAUCUAAGAUGGCGCGACGCUUUGCUGUACCUGAGUUCUUUGUUGCAACAAGGCAAACUGUAGUUGCGAAGUGUACUCCGCUCGGCAGAGGAAAGUUUGAGGUGUUACUACGUGAACACUCUGACGAGACCCACUGUGUUGCUGCUCAUCCGUUCCUGCAUCGCAUUGUGACAGGCAGCUUUGAAGGAUAUCUGAGACUGUGGGACUACAAGAGAAGAUUACCCUUGAUUGACAAGUCCUUGGGAGAAAACUUCAGAAUUCAUACCCUGGCAAUUGAUGCAACAGGAGAGUAUCUUGGUGUGGGUACAAUGGAUGGUCAAGUUCAGGUCUUUGCAGCCUUGGAUCUCACACCACAAUCACCUGUCUUCACAAUGUCCCAAGGAGCUGCUAUCUGCCAUCUUGCCUUCUCACACGAUGGACAAUACCUCGCCACAUCGGAUCAAUCCCGCUGUGUCACCGUGUACCACCGUCCAAUGGAGACAAACGUUGCAGACUUCACGGAUUCUCUAGACGCUAGUCCGCCAUCGACGCCAUCAGCAGCAGCACUGUCUGAAGGCAGUCGAGGCAGUUAUAGAACAGAUUCGAGAAAGGAUAGCGAACGGCCAAGUUGGAAUUAUCUUGGAAAGUACAGAUCUCACAGCAAGAGCAUACAAGGCAUUCUGUUUGGUGUGAAUGAAGAGGAUGGUGAGCCGCGACUUUUCUCUGUUGGAAAUGACAGAAUGCUGGUGGAGUAUGACUUGGCUGCAAGUGUGGAAGAUGAUCUCAAGAUCCGAACUCGUGAUCGGAUUGAGCAAGAGGCUAUUCCAACCUGUCUUGCAUGGUAUCCAUACUUCUCUGAUCAGCUAUUCAUGAUGACAGCAAACAAUGAGUACAAGAUCAAACUCUACAGUCUUGGCACGAAGAUGACCAGAUCUACCUUCCAAGCCAAGAGCAGCCGUCAACCAAUAGACAAGAUGAUGCUGCUACCACUUACAGAUCAUGAGACAUUCUCUGAGGAAGGUCGACAAGAGCGUGCCUACAUGCUCUAUGCAGCACAUGAUGAGCUUGGUCUAGUGCAAUGCCCCAUUGAUGGAAACCCGUUCAAGUAUGCUCCGUGCAUUGGCCAUCCGGGAGGGAUCAAGUCAAUGGCAGCUAGUUAUGAUGGCGAGUAUAUCUUCACAGCCGGUGGAGAAGAUGCAAGCAUUGUCAUGUACAAGGUCAACAGACAGGUGAUUGACAAGAUUGUCGAAGCCGGUGGUGAGGGCAUAACACCAUUCUACCACUGCCUGCCUGGCCAGUCUCGAGACACUGCAUGGUUUGAGCGACUAUCAGACUACUUCUAUUUGACGCAGAUCAAAGUACAAAGACUAGAUACUCAAGAGACGUUGAAGAUUGGAAGGAAUAUUCCAAGUUCCGAGGUGCCAGGUAUUCUGAGAGCAAUGGGCUUCUACCCCACCGAGUAUCAGAUUGCCAAUAUGCUGAAUGAGAUCAAGUACAAAUUCUAUAAUAAGACUUGCCUCGUCUACAAGGACACUGUAGACAUGGAAGAUUUGAUUAAAUUGUACAUUAACCACUUGCCGGUUGUGGGCAACUCCUUUGAACGGUUGAAGGUUGCGUUCAAGAGAAUCGGCAAGAAGAUUGCAUCUGAAAAUGCCUCAACAGCCGAUAGUGACGAUCCGAGCGACGUUCGUCAUGGCGGCGUUGACGGGAAUGAAUCGGAAAGUGACUCGACUCUGAACACGCUGUCUUUGCUGAAAGUCCUGAAAGAGAAUGGUGAGCAUCUAAGUGAAGCAGAGCAAGCUGAGCUCAUGUGCUAUCUGUUCUGUCAUCCUGAAGAAUACCUACAUCUGCCGGAUGACUAUAAGCCUGGAGAUGCAUUCCAUACGUCAAUGAAGCCAGAAGGAGUGCGGCUGGAUGUUGCUGAUGUCGUUCAGCGCAUUCCAGAGCAGGUCACGGCGGGCACGUUUGCGCACGAUUUCCUCGGCAUGGCACAGACGGGCGCAAUGAAUGUGUGAGGUGCGUGUGUGUGUGAUCUCUGCAUGCUACAGGCAAAGGCAAUGAAGGUGUGAGGUGCGUGUGUGUGAUUUCAGCAUGCCACAGACAGAGGCAAAAGAAGGUGGUGCGGAUGUGGUGUGAUGCUGCUGCCUGCGCAUUCACUAUGUCACCAGCAUGAGCAUCCACCAUGUACCACACACUCACACUCACUCACACACACCUAACAUCAUUCUACUAUGUACAUAGUCAUAUACACGCAGGCUCGGAAUCAAUGCAUUUGCUGGAGUUUGAUUCAGAUUUUCAUCUGGUAAGCCUGCCAGGUUUUCAUUAGAAAGUGUGCCUCGAGUUACCGUGCAACCUAUUGCACUCUUCAUCCGCACGGGCACCACCAGUUGAUUGAGGGUUUGUUGGGAAUCUCCCUUGUCCUAGGCUACCAUCCUAUCUUGUUAUCUACACUGCUGCUUUGCUUGUAUCAAGUUCUUAAAUAAUGUACAUGAUGCUUACCAUGGUUACCAUAGUGAUCAUGGCACCCACUUAGGCAGCGACUAGACACACUGCCACUGCCUGGGUUGUUGCUUCAUAAAUGUAUAACUUGAGAAGUGCUUCUAGCGUGUUGACAGAAGACUGAGUCGGCUAGACUCUGUGAUCAGCAGGCUCAUGACCGUAAUGGCAUAAUGCACAUACUAAAAAAAACAUAGAAACACUGUCACCUGCUUCAGGCGUAGUCGGUGCCAUAUUAUUCUCGCUGUGGCGUAAUGUGCUCACUCAGCCAUGAACUAUGAUGUAAUGCGCUUACACGGCUCUCCGUUUUGCAUUGAAUAUUCAUGCUACGUUUUCCAUUGCCUGUCUAUGUUCCCUCCCUCCUGUUGUUCUUACACCCAAUUAGAGUAUUGUGACGUACUUGCCACAUGUGCGUUGAGGACUUAGUAUGACCAUUUAAUAUUAAAUUUUAGUAUUUACCCCAUCUUUCAAAGUGUUCCCACACCAA